GGGUGUAUCGGAGGCAGCUUGCAAGCCACGGAAACCGAAAGUCGAUGAGGACAGACACCUGCAAGAGUUGUGUUUGUUCCGUGAAGAAUGACGGACACGAUACCAGCAAAGAACAACUGCUCACAGUAUCGGGAUUCGGGCAGAGCAGGCUCAGGCUUGGAAAAUGAGGAGGAGUUUGUGGAUCUAUUGGAUGAGCAAAGGCGCAGCAGUGAUCUUGGCUUUGCUCUGAGGACCUUCAACCCUAACCCCUUCAAAGGAGCCUCUCCCUGCUCCACGGCUGACCUCAACAAAGCCGUGCUGGAGUCCCAGUAUCUACGCUACAUGGUCAAAGAGAUCGCCAUGGAGACAGGGUCAUCGGUGGAGGAGGUGAGAGAGGAGGCUUGUGGGAUUUUGGAGGAAAUGUCUCAAAACCUGCAGCUGGGGUUUAUCAGGCUAAUGGCCUACGUACUCAGCAAGGUGUUCAAGAGACUCUUCACCAGCAUCUUUGUCAACACAGAAGGACUCAACACGCUUCAACAAGCCAUUCAGGAGAGCCCUGUCAUCCUGAUGCCCAAUCACAGGAGUUAUGUGGACUUCUUGGCUAUCUCCUACAUCUUGUUCAGCUACGACAUCCCAGUACCUGUUAUUGCUGCAGGAACUCCUCUUGCAGGGAUGAAGAUGAUCGGCGAGAUACUGCGUCGCUCUGGAGCUUUCUACAUCCGACGUGCCAUUGGCUCUGACAAACUGUACUGGGCGAUGCUGUCAGAAUAUGUGAAAACCAUUGUCAGGAGAGGGUUUGCUCCUGUGGAGUUUUAUGUGGAAGGCCUGCGGAGUCGCACACUAAAGUCUCUGAUACCCAAGAUAGGUAUGAUGCACAUGGUGCUGGAGCCUUUCUUUAAAGGUGAAGUAUAUGACAUCACAUUGGUUCCUAUCAGUAUCAGCUAUGACAGAGUGCUGGAAGAAUCGCUGCUUGCACACGAGUUACUCGGCAUCCCCAAACCCAAAGAAAGCACCACGGGUCUGCUGAAGGCAAGCAAAGUACUCCAGGAGGAUUAUGGCAGCAUGCAUGUGAACUUUGGCCGCCCCCUAUCUGUCCGGCAGCUGUGUCAGGGCAAGAUAAACCGCUGUCAGUAUAACCUCAUACCGAGAGAUCUUCCUCAGAAGCCCAACGCAGAGACUCAGGACUGUGUGAACUGGCUUGCUCAUCUGAUGGUACGAAUCCAAGAGGAGGGCUCUGUGGUCAGCCCUUGGUCUCUGAUGGCCUGCCUGUUGCUCCAGACUCCUAUUACAGUGCUGUCACAGGAGGGCCUGCUUUGGCAUCUGCUCACAGAAAAAACCCUCUGGCUCAGGAAGCUGGCACUGGACUUUGGAGCUCGCCUGAACUGGCCUGGACAAGUCCCUGACUCGGAUGUGAUGUCAUCCACUGUGGCCAUUCAUCGUUCCGUAGUUCACCGUAAAGCAGGAUGCGUCUACCUGGUUCGGGAGGAAGAGCCUGCAAGGAAACGUCCAAUCAGCCCUGAGGAGGGUGUGAUAAGGACAGCGGCGGCGGUGCUGAUGUUAGCUUCCUAUAGGAAUCAGUCCAUACACAUUUUCUUGCGUCCUGCCAUGCUCGCAACGGCCAUACACAUCACAAAGACCACACAGAGAGACGAACUCUUCACCUUCUUCUGCUUCCUACAGGACGUCUUCUCCAACGAAUUCAUCUUCAUCCCUGGAAAGUCGUCUCAGGACUUUGAGCAGGCAUGCUUCCUCCUGAAGAAAUGUGGAGCAGUUCACAUCAGUCAACAGGAAGUGCUGGUGUCAGAUGUGGGGCUGGAAGUGCUAUCUUUCCUGCGGGCGCUGCUACAACCCUUCAUAGAAUCUUAUCAGGUGAUGUUCAGGUACCUCUGUGAAGAGGAAGUUCAUGUCCUCUCUGAGAAACAGUUCCUACCUGCUGUGAGAAACGUGGCUACAAAGCUCAUCCUCUCCGGUGAUCUUCACACCUACGAAGCUCUCUCGUCUGACACGCAGAAAAACGUUUUGGUGGCUCUGCGGAGGCUGGAGAUUGUGACAAAGUUGAGGGCGUCAGAGCAGAACGAAUACAGAGUGAACAAAGCAGCUGUCAGAAGAAUUGAAAACAUACUCUCCGGGGAAAUCCCUCCUCAGAUGCUCCAGACUACACCUGAUGCAAGACUUUAGCCUCCAUUAAACCAGAGCCCUCUUCUCCAUCAGCUCACAGUCCUGUUUACCCUUACAUGACCCCUUCCUCCUUUCCCACUUCACUUCUUCUUCCCCCACUGUGCCUUUACACCGCUGCCAGUCGAGUUGCUGCACUUUAAUUCUGCACUCAGACAAAAUAGUUUGUCCGGGACGCCAGUGGCCAGAUUUAACCUGGCAGUGUUCCACUCAUGAACGUGUGCUACCUCCUCCCCCUCUCUGUGUGUCCUUGCUCUUGUUUCUUACAGAUCUCGCAGGGCUAAGAUAAAGCUACAAAGACCAGGUGAUCCAAAGGUGACAGUAUUGCUGAUUAAGUGUGAUGGCUAUGAAGAAAGUCGUCCGUGUGAAUGAAGCACUAGUGAUGUGUGUGGCUAAAGAUACUGAACCAUAACUGUAUUUCAGUCAGUUACAUUGUGUUUUAGUAUGUUUUUAUCUGAUAGAGCACUUUAAAACAAGCUGAAUUGCUGGUAUAGUGAGUGCAAUUAGACAGUAAACACUGAAUAAUGACACUUGAUUGUAUGUACAUUAAUCUAUGAAUAAAAAUCUAAAUACUGUAUGUCAAACACCGUAACCCAUCAAAGAUGUGAGAUUGUUUGUUUGAGGCAUUUAUUUUUACAAUAAAUGUAAAACAAGUGUAACAAAA
Larimichthys crocea (large yellow croaker) is the source of this 2818-nucleotide messenger RNA. It is a transcript of the gene gnpat2, whose product is annotated as glyceronephosphate O-acyltransferase 2. NCBI's taxonomy places the organism in Eukaryota, Metazoa, Chordata, Actinopteri, Sciaenidae. Gene Ontology annotation, molecular function: glycerol-3-phosphate O-acyltransferase activity; glycerone-phosphate O-acyltransferase activity. The record is from RefSeq and is a predicted model, not a curated record. Gene Ontology annotation, cellular component: mitochondrial membrane; peroxisomal membrane. Gene Ontology annotation, biological process: ether lipid biosynthetic process; fatty acid metabolic process; phospholipid biosynthetic process. The transcript has 17 exons. Bases 88 to 2157 code for a protein of 689 amino acids.